UCUGUUUUGUUUUACCUUUCCCUCAGGGCAUGGGAGUGGCAGCCAUUACCACACAACCCACCCCUGGUGGCCCAUCAUCUGUAUACACAUCUCAACAGCAAAGUGCUGGAAUCAAAACCUGGCCAUUGCAUGCCGUGAGACACCUAUACUGGGUGAACAAAAUAACCAAAUUCAAUCCACUGAGCUGUCAACUGCAGUAAGUAAUUCUGAUGUACCUGCUGCCAGACAAGAGGAGAGUGUCUCAACUAUAUCACGGAAGCACACAACUCUGCCUCCCCAGGUUGAACAGGAUGAAAAGGCAUUAAAAACACAGGAUUCACCAGAUAUAGCUAAACUCCAUGUACAAGUGGACUGGCCAGAUAAGAAACCCCCCUUGAAAUGGGGAAAGAACCUGCAGACCUCCCUGCAGACUUUAUUCAACACGACAAAUGAAUACAUUCAGCAAAGAUAUGAAAUUAAGAAUCUCUGCUUUUUGGAUGCCUAUUUUUCAGCCAACAUGACUGUGAGCCCUUCAGCAGCCAAACAUGCUCUGCUAGAGCUAAAGUCAGCAACAUUGAACUUCAAAGGCACUGGAGAGGUGACAGUGCAUUUUAAAGAAGCACUCCCAGCACCACAUGGCCCUGCCUUUAUGGACACACAUCAACAAAAGUAUACGCAGCAAAAGCCAGACGAGGCACAAUCAUCACAAGAGAUCCCAAUGGCUGUGACGGCGAAAUUGGACCUGCGGAAAUAUGAUCCGAAGCAUCAAAAAGAACUCCUGAGGAAAUUUCCACAAUAUAGAAGAGACAGUCAUACUCUCCAAAUAGAUGGGUCAUUUGAAGAUGUAGCACAAUUCCACAAGGAACUUAAUGAAGCUCUUGGGAAGCCAGUGACAGCCACCAGCAAUUUGACUGCCUCCAAUGAUCUCAUGGACACCAGUGCAGCGCCUUUGAGAGUGCCCGUGUUUCAGUACUGGCACUUGAAUAAUUUACAGAGCAAGGAAAUAAAACGCAUUGAAAAGAACAAUGGCGUGAACAUCAAAACUGAUGUCUGGAUCUCAUUUGAAGAGGCUGAUGCAACUAACACCCAGGCAUGUGUCGCUGCUUCUCAGGAAUUUACCGACCUCUUCCAGACACAUGCUACAGACAUUAUCAGUGUUCCUGUGCCAGGUGGCUAUGAGUCAGUGAAGAACUUUGUGUCCCUGGAUCCCAAACUCACGCUGCAAAUGUCUUCUGGGACCUGGAGCUUAAUAGGGCCACGUGCUAGUGUCAACACGGUCCAGAAACAAUGGAACCCUACUACCAGCCUGGAUGAGUCAAACCCGAAGAGAUCUGAGGGAAGACCUUUGGAUCCAUUACCAAACAACAAUCUCCCUGCAGGAUCUAGAUGGGGCGGACCAAAAGACAUCGAGAUGGACAUCAAGGACCCUCUCAAGACCAAUGGGUUAUGCAUUAGUCACAUACAUUGGGAGCUCAUGAAGAAAGCAUUUGAGAAGCAAAUGAAGGACAUCAAGAAUAAAUUUGCUGUGGACAUCCAAGAGACAACUAUCCACGGUAAUGUAACUGUCCGUGCCAGGUCUACUACAGGCGUUCAGAUAGCUUAUCUAGAGAUGAACGCCCUUAGGGCAUUGAUGUCCCUCUAUCAGAAGGUUGUCAUGAGUGUGAUGAGCUGCCCUUUGCAAAACAAAUCUCACAAUCAGGAAGAUUGUGUAAAAAAACACCUGGAUGACGUCAAGAAACAGCACCCAUCUCUAGCAGUCAUGGAUGAGAUAUCCUCUGAUGGUGCUUGGGAAUUGGUUGGCUUGCGAGAUCACCUGUGCUUUGCUAUAAGUGAGAUAGAGGAGAAACUUCAUGGAUCUGCCUUUGACCCACAACACAAGGAAAUGAUUGGGUAUGAGCAAACAACUGCAAAGUUCAUGGGACCAUUCACUCUGGGCUCAGAAUCAGGAAUAGCUGUGGGCUAUAAAGAUGACAAGUGGGUAAAGGACACAGCAUUUGGAGGAGUACAUCUAGAUGGUUUUGGACAACAAAGAGGAGCAGAUUGGGGAUAUGAAAGCCACGAAAGAGACAGAAGACAACAGGGAUGUUCAGUGGAUAGUCCAAGUAACAGUUUCUUUGAAGGCAAUGGGCAGAAACCAGGAGAAGCCAGAGGAAUGGAAAGUGGUGGAUACAGAAUGUCGGGAGAUGGGGAGAAAAGGGGAGGUUCAGGAGAAGCACGACACGAUGACCCAAGAGCGCAUAUUGCAGGGAAAGAUGGUGGUGGACCUGCAGAAGAAGAGAACUGCCCCAUUUGCAUGGAUGUGUUCACUGAUAAAGAGAAGCUGUCCUGUGGUCAUGGCUUUUGUAAAGACUGUCUCAGACAGUCUGUGGAAAGUUUGGGCGCCACCUGCCCAGUUUGCAAAAAGGUGUUUGGAAAAAUUGAGGGAGACCAGCCAUUUGGAACGAUGACUCACCGCAUAGACAAAUAUACUCUUCCAGGCUUUAAACGGUGUAACACCAUUGUCAUUGACUAUAACAUUCCCAGUGGCACUCAGUCGAGCAGACACCCCAAGCCUGGACGGCCAUUCCAGGGUGCACAUAGAACGGCUUACUUGCCAGACAACAACGAAGGGAGAGAGGUCCUUGCACUUUUGAAGAGAGCAUUUGACCAGAAGUUGAUAUUUACUGUAGGAACUUCACGUACCAGUGGCCAGGAUGACUGUGUCACAUGGAAUGAUGUCCACCACAAAACCUCCACCAGUGGGGGACCACAGAGCUUUGGCUACCCAGAUGAUGACUAUCUCAACAGAGUGAAAGAUGAACUGAAAGCCAAAGGAAUUACAACACUUGAGAAGGUGAAGAAGAAGACACUGGAGCAAAUUCUGGAGAGGCAGAGGAAUCUGGUGCAUCUGAGACAUGAUGUAACAUCUCAUGAGGAGUCUACAGACAGGUCUGUGAAACAUAGUGUAAAAAUCUUCAGUGAGUUACUGAAGUUCAUCAGCUCAAAGGGCACCGAGGUGAAUGAGAUGAUUAAAGACCAGCAGGGGGCAGCAGUUAGCCGAGCUGAACCAGUCAUCAAGUGUCUGGAACUGGAGAUCAAGUCAAUAGCAGGAAAUGAUGGAGAUGGAUCCGCAGAAUAUGAGGUCUGCCCCAUUUGCAUGGAUGAGUUCACUGAUAAAGAUAAGCUGUCCUGUGGUCAUGCUUUCUGUAAAGACUGUCUCAGACAAGCGGUGGAAAGUUUGGGUGCUAGCUGCCCAGUUUGCAAAAAGGUGUUUGGAAGAAUAGAGGGAGACCAGCCAUGUGGAACGAUGGUUCACCGCAUACAGAGGUUUCCUCUUCCAGGCUUUAAACGGUGUGACACCAUUGUCAUUGACUAUAACAUUCCCAGUGGCACUCAGUCGCACAAACACCCCAAGCCUGGACGGCCAUUCCAGGGUGCACAUAGAACGGCUUACUUGCCAGACAACAAGGAGGGGAGAGAGGUCCUUGCACUUUUGAAGAGAGCAUUUGACCAGAGGUUGAUAUUUACUGUAGGAACUUCACGUACCAAUGGCAUGGAUGAUAUGGUGACAUGGAGUGACAUUCACCAUAAAACCUGCACCACUGGGGGAAAACAGAGCUUUGGCUACCCAGAUGAUGACUAUCUCAACAGAGUGAAAGAUGAACUGAAAGCCAAAGGAAUUGAAUGAAGAAACGACUGA
Molecule: messenger RNA, 3658 nt
Organism: Engraulis encrasicolus (European anchovy)
Lineage: Eukaryota; Metazoa; Chordata; Actinopteri; Clupeiformes; Engraulidae
Exons: 13
Coding region: 497-3646 (1049 amino acids)
Biological process (GO): Notch signaling pathway; protein ubiquitination
Cellular component (GO): nucleoplasm
Molecular function (GO): ubiquitin protein ligase activity
Source: RefSeq, a predicted model, not a curated record